Molecule: messenger RNA, 519 nt
Organism: Gryllus bimaculatus (two-spotted cricket)
Lineage: Eukaryota; Metazoa; Arthropoda; Insecta; Orthoptera; Gryllidae
Source: the annotation of a GenBank genome assembly
AUGGCAGUCCGCUUCCUGAUGGCACCCCCAGAUGGAGUUGCGAGACGGGGGUCUCCAUUCCGUGAAGACGAAGACUUCCACGCCCGAUGUAAAGUGAUUCCUUUCGGCAGUCAGCCACCGCCGCGUCGCAGCCUUGCUUGCCUUCCAUCUUACCGCACCCUUCUUCAGGGCAACUGUUCUCAGAAACGCCAACUGUCUACAUUGCAUGUCUGCCCUGAAGAAGGCUCGUCCGAAGCUCCUACGGCUCGACGUGCCCGGGCAGCCGAGAGGAACCACAGGCCUUCAUAUGGACUCCAUGGGGAUGGCGUUGGCGCGGCGCACGAGCGCCAGCGGCAGCGCGAACUGCAGCUGCGGGACGACGAUGGCGACGAGCAGCGCCGUCGGCGCCAGCAGCAGCGCCGUCGCGUACAGCACCAGCGUCAGGGCGGCCGGCACCGCCAACAUGGCGGCGAUGCGCUUCCUCUGCACGUCCUGGCGUCGCCCGGCUGCAACAGCGCGCCCAAUCGCUCUUUACGUUAA